Tetranychus urticae (two-spotted spider mite) is the source of this 2438-nucleotide messenger RNA. RefSeq lists its product as uncharacterized. Lineage: Eukaryota; Metazoa; Arthropoda; Arachnida; Trombidiformes; Tetranychidae. Gene Ontology annotation, biological process: positive regulation of Arp2/3 complex-mediated actin nucleation; actin cytoskeleton organization. The record is from RefSeq and is a predicted model, not a curated record. Gene Ontology annotation, molecular function: actin binding; protein kinase A regulatory subunit binding; Arp2/3 complex binding. Gene Ontology annotation, cellular component: cytoskeleton; SCAR complex.
ACUGGGUGCAAAUGACAAAAAUUGGUAUGUCAAAUAAUUUUAUUUUACUUCUGGUUAAUUUGCUUCAAAUGGUUUGAUUGGUUGUUUAAAAUAACCUUAAUUUUAGUUAUAUUUUAAUUCUGUUUGUUUUUGUUUGUUUCUGUCAUUCUUCUUCCAUCUCAUCUUGUCCUGAUUGACAUGAUUAAGUGGAUCUUUGGCUCUUGUGUGUGCACGGGACAUAAUUUUGCCUCUUCUCUUUGAGAUUUUUGUUUUAUCUCUACUUUUUUACUUCAACUUCAAUGAAAAAUAUCAUAAACACCCUUUAUUAAUUUAAACAAAAAGUAGACGUAUUAGUGGGAGAUGCCACUGGAGCAGAGAGUGAUCAAACCAAUUUUAAUUAGUCGUUCAACAUUACCCUUAGACAGUCAAGGUAAUCCCAUAUCAAUACCCAAUGAAUUGGAGUGUGUAACAAAUGGAACUCUUGCCAAUAUUAUUCGUCAAUUGUCAAGUCUUUCAAGAUACGCGGAAGACCUAUUCGCUGGUAUCCUCCAUGAGGCAACACUUCUAAUAGCCAGGUCAACAUCUCUUCAGGGUAGGAUUGACAGACUUGCAGUCAAAGUAACUCAAUUGGAUUCUUCAGUUGAAGAGGUAUCUCUUAAGGACAUCCAACUUAGGAAACCAUUCAAAUCAUGUGCCAGCUAUGACCAGCAAGUUGUCGCUCGUACCACAAUGCCCGAGUCAAUUAAGGAAAUAUAUAUGUCCUGUGACCGGCCCCCGCCUCUAGAAAAGCUUAACGCCUACCGUGAUGAUGGUAAAGAUGGACUUAAAUUUUAUACAGAUCCCAAUUAUUUCUUUGAAUUAUGGGCGAAAGAGAUGCUUGAGGUUACAGAAAAAGAGAAAAGUGGCAAAAAGAAUGCACAUAGAGGACCAAAUAAAGGCCAGGGUGACCUGGGCCCCAACGAAAGACGUCGAGGAAAGCCGAGACAACCUCAAAAUACCGCUAGAGAAAUUAUGGCCAAAAUUCCAGCAACAGAAUUCAUUGAUCAAUCUAGAUUACAACAACAGCAACAGACUCUCCAUCAUCAACAGUUAUAUCAGCAUCCUAACGGUCCCUUACAGGGUGUUGUUCAUUAUGGGCAACCACAACAUUAUUCACAGACAUUGGAAAGACCUAGAUCAUUAGGUAUUAAUCAAUAUCAAGGCGAUGGAUAUCAUCAUAUGGAUCCAAUGGCCGUGCCACAAACUAUUCCGAAUCAUCCCCCACCAGCUUAUUAUCCUCCCGGUAGUAUAAUGACUCAAAACCCUUAUCAUACUGGAAAUAUGGGUAAUCAAGGAACUAUAAGCCAGAUAAGUUCUCCUGGUCGAGGUAGUCAUACACCACCACCAUCUUACUUUGCUACUCCUAGUGGAACAGGGGACUCAAUGAUUUCUAUUAAUCAAAUGCCAGGUAGUCAACAGCAAAAUCAAGGUACUCCAACAAGAAGAAUUAAUGCCCAAGGAUCAGCAUCAUCAAUCACAGCUCGCCCCUCACAACCUCCACCCGCACCUCCCAGCAAUCCACCCUCAUCAAAUAGUUCUUCUGGUGGAACACCAACUGUUGGGACUCCCUCUCGAUCCAGAGGACCAUCUCUCACUCGAGAAAGUCUUCCACCACCACCUCCACCACCGCCACCUCCACCGAAUUCAGGGAUGAAUGGGGGAGUUAGAGAUAGUAUUGAUAGUGAAUUACCACUUCCUCCGCCAUCAGGGGCCCACAUGAGUCCACCGCAAGCUUACAUUCCUAGCGAGAACUCUAUAUCCAAUCAAACAACAUCAGUCCCACCUCCUCCGCCUCCACCACCACCAGAAGGAUUAUUAAGCAAUUCUCGGAUUAAAAAGGAUGGACCUUCUGUAGAUAGCAACAUGAAGAACGGCGUAAUGCCCGGAUCAAAUCUAGCUCAAGAAAUACUUCAAAAACAAUCACAAGUAAUGCAAUCCAAGACAAGCACAAUGAAUAAGGUAUUACCACAACACAUUCAACAAAACAAUGGCCGAAGUGAUUUAUUAGCGGCUAUUAGAGAAGGAAUUAUUUUGAGAAAAGUUGAUGAAAAUAAGCAAAAGCAAAUUGAAAAAUCAACACCACUCUUGGAUGUAGCAUCUAUCCUGGCCCGUCGUAAAGCAAUGGAAUAUUCAGAUUCAGAGUCAGAAGCUGGUAACUCAGAUGAAAGUGGUUCUGAUAAUUGGAAUGACGAUGAAAGUGAAUGUUAAAUAUAGUAAUUUAAUGCAAACGCAAAUACCCUGUUCCUCCUAUCAUUUCUCAUUCCCGCCCUUGCCUCCUUUUCCUUUGUUUUCUGCCUUUUUUAUUUUAAUUCCCAUUCAAGAGCUAAAUAAGAAAAAAAAUGGUAAACAAAUUUUAAUUAAUAGAAUAUUAUAUAUAUAUAUUAUUUAUAUUGUAUUCUAUGUCAUAUUGUGGUCACACA